AUGUUGUAUCCUAAGCCGCUAGAAUUCAAAGGAUCCGACAAAUUAGCGGUGGAUUCCAUCUCCUCUUACGAGACUUUCGUCAAACUCUCAACAGCCUUACUCCAAUCACUCGAUAUUGUUGAGUACGACGGAGAAUGUCUCACGGCAGAGCAGGGCCAUCUGGAGAGGCUUGCUAGCACCGUGGUUGUUAGGAGAGUUCGUGUUUCAUUGGACUUUACUUGCAACCAAGACCAGCCCACAGCACCAAGAACCAAGAGGGCCCUUUUACGAGAAGAAUAUUUUGGACGAUGUUCACAGUUCCGACGGGGAAUACUGGAUCUUUGA
Messenger RNA from Podospora pseudocomata, 324 nucleotides. RefSeq lists its product as uncharacterized. NCBI's taxonomy places the organism in Eukaryota, Fungi, Ascomycota, Sordariomycetes, Sordariales, Podosporaceae. The record is from RefSeq and is a predicted model, not a curated record. The transcript has 2 exons. Bases 1 to 324 code for a protein of 107 amino acids.